This is a messenger RNA of Cornus florida, 1748 nucleotides long. RefSeq names its product probable amino acid permease 7. The transcript has 6 exons. The coding region runs from base 235 to 1077 and encodes 280 amino acids. The record is from RefSeq and is a predicted model, not a curated record. Gene Ontology annotation, cellular component: plasma membrane. NCBI's taxonomy places the organism in Eukaryota, Viridiplantae, Streptophyta, Magnoliopsida, Cornales, Cornaceae.
UUUAAUUAUAUGCAUAUUAUUAUUGUUUAAAAGGAUGAACCUAGUUACCCAACAACUUACAUUCAGCAACUGACCGUUUGACACAGAGAGAGACCAACUACAUAUAGCAAUUGACACACACACACCCACACACACACACACACACACACACACACGCAGAGAGCUAGAGAACCAUGGGUGGCGAAGAUGAAGAAGAUCAGGAGGGCCCAUUACUGAGAAGAAUCCAGUCAUCUGAUGAUUCUCAAGAACCUCUCAAAAGAACUGAAAUCCAACAAAUUUGAUUCGAAUGUGAGAACGGUUGGUUGGCUGGUGAGCACCAACCCCUCACAUUCAAGUUCGGAUUUUUCGGUCUGCAAACCAUUUUAUUUUCCGAGGAGAGAAGAACCAAAAAAUGCAAUAUUUGUGAAUGAGAGCUUAUAUGGUUGUGGAAUCGCAUAUACCAUCACAUCUGCUGCCAGUAUGAAAGCAAUUCAGAAAUCAAAUUGUUACCAUAGAGAAGGCCAUGAUGCAGCAUGUGAAUAUGGGGAAACUUUAUAUAUGCUGAUAUUUGGAGUCACUCAGAUUGUGGUGUCCCAGAUACAAGAUUUCCAUAACAUGGCAUGGCUCUCCAUUGUUGCUGCUACCAUGUCCUUCACCUACUCUAUCAUUGGAUUUGCCCUCAGCUUUGCAAAAGUCAUCGAAAAUGGGGAGAUUAAAGGGAGCAUUGGAGGAGUCCCAACUGACAGUAUAAUUGACAAGUUAUGGUUGGCCUUUCAAGCUCGUGUAGAUAUUGCUUUUGCCUAUCCAUAUACAAUUAUCCUUCUAGAGAUACAGGAUACGUUGAAGUCAUCUCCACCAGUAAUCCAGACCAUGAAGAAGGCCUCAGUGUCUGCAAUCUUUGUUACCACUUCCUUCUACCUCCUCUGUGGAGGCUUUGGUUAUGCAGCCUUUAGGAAUGAUACAACCGGGAACCUCUUGACGGGAUUCAGAUUCUAUGAGCCCUACUGGCUCGUGGACUUCGCCAACGCUUGCAUUGUUCUACAUCUAGUUGGAGGAUAUCAGGAAACUUCUUAUUUCACAUCAAUUAAGCUGCUCUAGUACCUAAUUUAAUUUGCACAACUUAACCUCUUAACAACGCUUUAGCACCAUAAAGCUAGUAUCAGUUGAUAGACUUCAACUUGUUAACGCUUUAUCAUUAGAGAUGCUAAAAAAUGAAUAUAUAUGGGUUUAUAUAGGAGACGACACGUGUGGAGAGUAAGUAAACUAACCAUAUAUACAUGGUAAACCUAAACCUUAUAUGAUAAACAUAUACAUACUAGUAAUAGUUGUUAGACUUGAACUUGUUAUUUCACGCUAGUCAAUUCGAGCUUUUACCAUUAGAGAUGCUAAUUAUUGUUGUUUUUUUUUUUUUUUUUUUCUAAUCACGAGCAUUUCUUGGUUAGGUAUAUAGUCAGCCACUGUUUGCAUUGAUAGAAAAAUGGUUUGCUGAGAAGUUCCCGGACAGCGGAUUCGUAAACAAUUUAUGAGCAUUCAAGCUCCAAUUGUUGCCGGCUCUUCAACUAAAUCCCAUGAGGCUAUGUUUCCGAGCAUACGUUGUGUCAACUGUGAGAUAUAUUUUUGAAAAUUAGUAUAUUUCUGUAACAGAACAAUCCUAGUUGAGUUUUAUUUUUAGUUACCAUAUCAGGCUUGAUAUCGACUGUGGAAUUCAGAGGUUUAAUAGAAGAGGAAAGUAUUGUUGAUCAUCGAAAAGGAAAGAACACACAUUAUGA